Molecule: messenger RNA, 1643 nt
Organism: Nicotiana attenuata
Lineage: Eukaryota; Viridiplantae; Streptophyta; Magnoliopsida; Solanales; Solanaceae
Product: auxin-responsive protein SAUR36-like
Exons: 1
Coding region: 800-1315 (171 amino acids)
Biological process (GO): response to auxin
Source: RefSeq, a predicted model, not a curated record
CCACAUCUUAUACAUAGUCAUCUAAAACAAGAAAACCUCAUUCUUCUCUUGUUUGUACAACUAGUUAUAGUACUAGCUCUUGAGUUAUUCUUUUUCGUCGCAAUAAUAACUACGUCUCAAUUCAGAACUAAUCAAAGUCAAUUAUAUAUAUAAAUUCUCCAUAUACGUGCUGUCCUUUCUUGUCCCAUUUAUAGUUAGUCUUUGGCUCUUUGCUUCCUUUUUUUGUCCCAUUGAUAAUUAGUCUUUGGCUCUUUACUUUCUUUUAAUUAAUACUACUUUAUUAUCACCAUUACUACUCUACAAGAAGCCAAACGGUCCCUAAAAAAAAGUACUCCAUCAAUAUUAUAAACUCCAUUCAACUUCAUAUUUUCAGUUACAACUUCUUGAAAAGCUUUUUCAAUAGCCAAUGUCAAGAAUCCUCUUGCUUCUACCAAAAAAAAAAUUUGAUACUUCUGACCUCGAGGCGGAGAUACCUUCAAGUUAGCGGCAAGGUCUGCGUACACACUACUCUCCCAAACUCCACUUAUGAGAUUACAUUAGGUUUUUUUUUUGUUGGUGAUCUCGAGGCAAAGAUCCUCUAUACUUAUAGAGAGUUAGUUCUCAUAUCAAGGCGGUAAAGAAAAAUCGUGGAUUUGUUAUUGUUGUUGUUGAGCUUGAGGCGGAGAUCCUCUAUAUUCAUUAAGAGUUAAAAAGCGUCAUUUCUUAUAUCGAGACGAUAAAGAAAAGUAUCUAUCUUGGCAACAAAGCAUCAAACACAUCAUUGACUGAUAGUUUAUCUUCCGAAUCGGUUAACAAAAAUAUGGGGAAAGUGAGAGGAUUUAGGCUUGGAAAAAGGUUAGUGAGAGUUUUCAAGUGGUUUAUUCAUAGGAGAAGAAGGGGAAGAAUCAGCUACAAACGGCUAGGAUCUUCAAAGUAUGCAACAAGAGCAAUUUCAAAGCUAUGUAAUUUGGGAAAUUUGUUGAAAUAUGGUGCAAAAGGUCUUAAUUUUACAAGGCCGAAUUCGGGUUAUAUUCGGGUCGGGCAAGAUUUCAUGGAGCAGAAGGAAAUGAUUGUACCAAAGGGUCAUUUGGCUGUGUAUGUUGGUGAAAAGGAAGAUAAUGCAUGUAGAGUUUUAGUGCCUGUGAUUUACUUUAAUCAUCCUUUGUUUGCUGAUUUAUUGAGAGAGGCUGAAAUGGAAUAUGGGUUUAAUCAUUCGGGUGGGAUCCAAAUCCCUUGUCGGAUAUCCGAAUUCGAGUACGUUCGAUCAAGAAUCGCCGCCACGGGUGGUGGUGGAAGAUGCCCCGGAAGGCGGAGCUGGACGCAUAAGUAUUGGUGAGUUGUGAUCAGAGACGAAAUUAAAAUUUAAAAAUAUUUUUUUUUAAGGUAACAUGUUUGUGGAGAAAGUAGUGUGAGUAAUUUUUGAUUCACUACUUAAUUAAUUUCUGCUCCGAUUACGACCAUGUUAAGGGUUGUUAUUCUGUUUUAGUGAUCAGUUCGCUAGUUUCUUUGAUCCCACUCGGUCUUAUUUCUGUUGCCGGAGGUACGGAGGUUUAGUUUAAUAUUAUAUUUUGUCAAAAAAAUAAUGUAAAAGUUUUUACAAUUAUGCCAAAACUUGGGUUCUUAGGGUGUGGAUGAUAUAAUAUUUGUACAGAGUAUUUGUUGAA